AUGGCCAUCCGACUGCUUUCCGAUAAUGAUAGCGUACCAAGAACAAGGUGUCGUGUGAUUGCCUCCGCAGCAGUCGCUACCAUUAGCCUCAUUCUGCUGGGACUAUGGGCACUGCUCCAGCUCAAUGCGACCCCUGAAUUCAUCGCAUGGUCCAAGGAGCUCGCCGACUUCAGUAGCUCGUACACCCCGACAGAGCAACUUUUGAUCGGCAGCUCAGGCUUCAGCUUGUCGGUAUCGGCUGUCAUAGAGGCGUGGCACUUCUCUCUCUUUGGGAAGGGUGCAGCGUGGACGAAACACUGGCUGCGAAAGGGCUUCUUCUUGAUAGUACUGGUCAACGCUACUCUCGCUGGCUCGGCAUUUGUUCUGGCGUCAAUCAUUGGCACACUCGAAAGUCAAGGCGCUUUGGUGAUCGCGCCAUCUAUGGACCUGCAGCUGGGAAUAGACCAACACUCAUCAGCUUCUACCACUUGGAGCUGCGAGUGGCACACUAUACAAAGCCUACAUGGUGCGCAGGUCAUUGGCCGAAGCUGCAAGACGCGACUGGCAUCCCGCUGGUUGUGUUCUUGCAUCGUCAUGUUCUCUUUACUGCUUGCUGUCUCCGGCUGGUUGGAUUUUCGACAGGAGGAUGAGACGGAAGUAAUGGCCUGGAUUGCGGACAAGAAGAAAAGGAACGAAAAGGAGACGGACUCACUUGUUUGA
Messenger RNA from Anthostomella pinea, 699 nucleotides. NCBI's taxonomy places the organism in Eukaryota, Fungi, Ascomycota, Sordariomycetes, Xylariales, Xylariaceae. The record is from the annotation of a GenBank genome assembly.